Messenger RNA from Brettanomyces bruxellensis, 3507 nucleotides. RefSeq lists its product as uncharacterized. The record is from RefSeq and is a predicted model, not a curated record. The transcript has a single exon. Gene Ontology annotation, molecular function: DNA-directed RNA polymerase activity; ribonucleoside binding; DNA binding. The coding region runs from base 1 to 3507 and encodes 1168 amino acids. NCBI's taxonomy places the organism in Eukaryota, Fungi, Ascomycota, Pichiomycetes, Pichiales, Pichiaceae. Gene Ontology annotation, biological process: DNA-templated transcription. Gene Ontology annotation, cellular component: RNA polymerase I complex; nucleus.
AUGGAGAGAGCCAAGUUCAGAACUCUGGAACAAGUUCAGAGAUUUCAGAAUCCUCCCAAGGAUAAGACAGCAUAUCCUCUUUUACAUGAAGCUGUUAGCCAACACAUCGGCUCUUUCAAUGCUUUAACUGAAGGGACUGAUGGUGGAUUGCUUAAUAUGGGUGUAAAGGAUAUUGGAUCCAAAACCAUUUUUGAUUCCAAUGAUCAGAAGAGACUGGGAAAUAAAUUAAAAAUUAGAGUGGAUUCCGUGCAAAUUUCCAAACCUAUGGUUCCAACUACAGAUAAAAUAUCGUUAGUUAGAACAGUUUAUCCAUCUGAAUGUCGAGAGAGACUGUCAUCAUACCGUGGAAGACUUUUACUUAAAGUGACAUGGAAUGUAAAUGAUGGGGAGGAAACAAGUGAAGUUAGGGAUGCGGGACUCUUGCCAGUGAUGGUCCAAUCUAAUAGAUGUAAUCUUGAGGGUAUGUCUCCGGAAGAAUUAGUAGAGCACAGAGAGGAAAGUGAUGAAUUUGGUGGUUACUUUAUUGUCAAUGGUAUAGAGAAAAUCAUCAGAAUGUUAAUUGUGCCGCGGAGAAACUAUCCAAUGGCUAUUGUCCGUUCUUCAUUCUCAAACAGAGGGGCAUCAUAUUCUUCAUAUGGUGUUCAAAUAAGAUGUGUCAGGCCAGAUCAAACUGCAUUGACUAAUGUGCUUCAUUACUUGAAUGAUGGUAAUGUUACGUUCAGAUUCUCUUGGAGAAAAAAUGAAUAUUUGGUUCCAGUUGUGAUGAUAUUGCGUGCCUUGAUCGAGAGCAACGACCGUGAAAUUUUCGAUGGUAUUGUCGGUUCAGAUGUUGAAAACUCAUUUCUGACCGAUAGAUUGGAAUUGCUUUUGAGAACAUAUAAGCAUUACAAGUUGAAUUCAAAGAAGGAAGCUCUUGCAUAUAUCGGUAACAAAUUCCGUGUUGUUUUUGCUGCAACUCCGGAUCGUACUGAUGUCGAUGUUGGGGAGGAAGUUCUUCGUAGAAUUGUUUUGGUCCAUCUUUCCGAUAACAGAGACAAAUUCAGAAUGCUUCUCUUUAUGGUCCGCAAGCUUUAUGCUCUUGUCGCCGGGGACUGUACUCCUGAGAAUCCUGACUCAACGCAAAACCAUGAAAUUCUUUUGGGUGGUUUCUUGUAUGGCAUGAUAAUAAAGGAAAAGAUUGAUGAGUAUUUACAAAGCAUAAGAACACAGAUUCAAGUUGAUAUUAAUCGCGGAGUUGCUGUGAACUUCAAAGAUCCUCGUUAUAUGCAUCGUGUUCUCAUGAGGGUUAAUGAGAACAUUGGUCAGAAGUUACAGUACUUUCUCUCUACAGGUAACUUGGUUUCACAAAGUGGGUUGGAUUUGCAACAAGUUAGCGGAUAUACAGUUGUGGCCGAAAAGAUCAACUUUCAUCGUUUUUUGGCUCAUUUCCGUAUGGUUCAUCGCGGUGCCUUUUUUGCUUCGUUGAAGACUACUACUGUUCGUAAAUUACUUCCAGAAUCUUGGGGAUUUUUGUGUCCGGUGCAUACUCCAGAUGGUGCUCCUUGUGGAUUGUUGAAUCAUUUAGCCUAUAAAUGUCAGGUGACUACAGAACAAUUGGAUACGUCUGCCAUUCCAGAAGCUGUUUAUAAAUUAGGAGUAUCCCCAACUUUAUCUGCGGCUGCUAUUUCUGGACCUAAUGUUUGCUGCGUUCAACUAGAUGGUCGUAUUAUUGGAUGGUGUUCGCAUAAGCAGGGAAAGUAUGUCGCUGAUACUUUGAGAUUUUGGAAAGUUGAAUCUUCAGAGCAUGGAAUACCAUUAGAAUUGGAGAUUGGUUAUGUUCCUGAAUCUCAGAACGGGCAAUAUCCUGGUUUAUAUCUUUUUGGCGGCCGUUCGAGAAUGAUCAGACCUGUUAAAUACCUUCCUCUGAACAAAAAAGAUAUCGUUGGACCAUUUGAACAAGUUUACAUGAACAUUGCCGUGGAACCUAAUGAAAUCGAAAAGAAUGUUCAUACUCAUGUCGAAUUUUCUCCUACUUAUAUUUUAUCCACUUUGGCAAAUUUGACCCCAUUUUCUGACUUCAAUCAAUCGCCAAGAAAUAUGUACCAAUGUCAGAUGGGAAAGCAGACUAUGGGUACGCCUGGUGUCGCUCUUUGUCAUCGUUCCGAUAAUAAAUUGUAUCGUUUGCAAUGCGGUGAAUCGCCAAUAGUGAAGGCCGGACUUUAUGAUGAUUUUGGUAUGGAUAAUUUCCCCAAUGGUACAAAUGCAGUGGUUGCUGUUAUUGCAUACACUGGUUAUGAUAUGGAUGAUGCGAUGAUCUUAAACAAAUCAACUGAAGAAAGAGGCUUUGCUUAUGGUUCAAUGUACAAAACAGAGAAAAUUGAUUUGGGAAUGGAUCGUAGAAGGGGGGAUCCAAUCACUCAACACUUUGGAUUUGGUGAGGAUCACUGGCCCGAAGAAUGGAGAGAGAGGUUAGAUGAGGAUGGAAUGCCUUAUAUUGGUUCUUUUAUCAAAGAAGGUGAUCCUAUUUGCGCCUUCUAUGAUGAUGUUUUGGGCAGAACUAGGAUUAAACACUUUAAGGGAUCCGAGUCCGGCUUUAUUGAUGAAGUCAAAUUAUUAGGAGAUGACAAUGCAGCCAAAGAAUGUCAGAUUGCAACAAUAAAAUUUAGAAUGCGUAGAGGUCCUAUAAUUGGUGAUAAAUUCUCGUCUAGGCAUGGACAAAAGGGUGUGUGCUCUAGAAAAUGGCCACAAAUUGAUAUGCCUUUUACCGAGUCAGGAAUGCAACCGGAUAUUAUUAUUAAUCCUCAUGCCUUCCCUUCAAGAAUGACCAUUGGUAUGUUGAUUGAGUCUAUGGCUGGAAAAGCGGGUGCUUUGCACGGAAUUGCGCAAGACUCCACUCCAUGGCAGUUCAGUGAAAACGAUACACCAUUAAAGUACUUUGGUGAUCAGUUGAAGAGUGCGGGUUACAAUUAUUAUGGUAAUGAGCCAAUGUACUCAGGUGUUACUGGUGAGGAACUUAGAGCGGACAUUUAUAUUGGUGUUGUCUAUUAUCAGAGAUUGCGUCAUAUGGUUAAUGAUAAGUUCCAGGUUAGAUCUACUGGACCAGUUAAUUCCCUCACGAUGCAGCCAGUUAAAGGAAGAAAGAGACAUGGUGGUAUUAGAAUUGGUGAAAUGGAAAGGGAUGCUUUAAUUGGACAUGGUUCGGCAUUCUUGCUACAAGAUCGUUUGUUGAAUUGCUCUGAUUAUACACAAUGCUCUGUUUGUAAGGAGUGUGGUUCUAUUCUCUCGACCCAAAUGUCGGUUUCACGUAUUGGAACGGCAGCCGGUAUUAGAUGCAGACGUUGUGCCAAGAAGGUUGAUUCAACGACUGUCAGCAAAGAUGACCUCGAUGUGUGGGAAGACGGUCAGGGGAAUAAGUAUGUCGGCGGUGAGAAUACAACUACGGUUGGUAUUCCAUUUGUGCUAAAAUACUUAGACUCUGAGCUUAACGCCAUGGGAAUUCGGAUGAAAUACGGUAUCACGCCACAAUAA